CCGGGCUCGGAGGGCAGCAGGGCGCCCCAGACCCGACCCCCCGCCCCGCCGCGCCCUCCGCCGCACUUGUCCCACCGCGCGCCUCCCGGAGCGCCGCGCACCCCUGGGAUCCCGGUGCGCCCCGGGUGCCCAGCAUAACCCAAGACCCCUACGAACUCCGGGAGCUCGGUACUGCCUCCCAUCCAGAAACCCAGCGUACCCCGCCCCCCCGCCCGAACCCCAGCGCCGCGCCCCGGCACCCUCACGCGCCCCGGGAUCCCUGCGCGCUCGCAGAAUCCCGGGGCUUGGCCAACCGCGCUGCGCGCCCUGGAGAGGGGCCCCGCCCCGCCCCGAGGGUCCCCCUCUUCCAACAGACGGAGCCCCGCCCCAGAGGGACCCCCAGGUCCGAAAGGGACAGCCAGCCACGCCCCAGCAGGGCUCCCAGCAUCUCGCAGCUGGAGCCUCGCGCUCCAGAGGACCCUCGGUGCCCAGCUGGGGGCUCCCCGCCCUACUGAGGGGACGCCGCCCGGGAGGGUCCCCCCGCGCCUCGCGGGCCCCUGCAGGAUGCACGCCGCCCUGGCGGGGCCGCUGCUCGCUGCCCUGCUCGCCACCGCCCUCGCCCGCCCGCAGCCCCAGGACGGAGGACAGUGCCGGCCGCCCGGAUCGCAGCGGGAACUCAACUCCUUCCUGUGGACGAUUCGGCGCCAUCCUCCAGCCUAUCUGUUUGGCACCAUCCACGUCCCCUACACCCGAGUGUGGGACUUCAUCCCGGACAACUCCAAGGCAGCGUUCCAGGCCAGUGCCCGCGUCUACUUUGAGCUGGACCUGACUGACCCCUAUACCAUCUCGGCCCUGGCCAGCUGCCAGCUGCUGCCUCACGGGGAGAACCUGCAGGAUGUCCUGCCCCAUGAACUCUACUGGCGCCUGAAGCGCCACCUGGACUACGUGAAGCUGAUGAUGCCCUCGUGGAUGACACCUGCACAGCGCGGCAAGGGGCUGUACGCCGACUACCUAUUCAACGCCAUUGCAGGCAACUGGGAGCGCAAGAGGCCCGUGUGGGUGAUGCUCAUGGUGAACUCACUCACAGAGACGGACGUGCGCUCUCGUGGCGUGCCCGUGCUGGACCUCUACUUGGCCCAGCAGGCUGAGAAGAUGAAGAAGAGUACCGGGGCCGUGGAGCAGGUAGAGGAGCAAUGCCACCCGCUCAACGGGCUCAACUUCUCCCAGGUAUUGUUCGCCCUGAACCAGACCCUGCUGCAGCAUGAGAGUGUGCGUGCUGGGAGCCUGCAGGCCCCCUAUACCACAGAGGACCUCAUCAAGCACUACAACUGCGGGGACCUCAAUGCCGUCAUCUUCAAUCAUGACACGUCCCAGCUACCCAACUUUAUCAACACCACCCUCCCACCGCAUGAACAGGUGACGGCCCAGGAGAUUGACAGCUAUUUCCGCCAGGAGCUCAUCUACAAGAGGAACGAGCGCAUGGGGCGGAGGGUCAUGGCACUGCUUCAGGAGAACGAGGACAAGACCUGCUUCUUUGCCUUCGGAGCAGGUCACUUUCUUGGAAACAACACAGUCAUUGAUGUCCUUCGGCAGGCAGGGCUAGAGGUGGACCACACACCUGCUGGGCAAGCCAUCCACAGCCCUGCUGCCGGAAGCCCAGCACCCCUUCCUGAGGGGACCUCCACCAGCCCAGCCCCAGCAACCCCAGCCGUGGUCCCCACAGCACCAUUAGUGACCCCCACCACCCCACCUGAGGAGGAGGACCCAGCCCUCUCCCCACAUCUCCUGCUUCCAGACAGCCUCAGCCAGCUGGAGGAGUUUGGACGGCAGAAGAAAUGGCAUAAGAGGCAGAACAAGCAGCAGCGGCCACGGCAGUUCAAUGACCUCUGGGUCCGCAUCGAGGAAAGCACCACCAUCUCACCUCCUCCACUGCCUCUCCAGCCCACUCCAAGCGCUGAGACUGCCAAGCCCCUCUUCCAGUUCUCAGACCAGCUCCAAAAGCAGGCCUCUUUGGGGCCUGCCAGCAACUCAGCAUCUACCCUGGGCCUCCUCCCUGCCAUCACCGUAACCAUUGCUGCCCCCUUCUUGCUGCAUACCCUCGGGCCCUCCUGACCUCGGCCACCACUUCAGAGAAGCCAGAGAAACAAACCACAGCAGGUCUGCAGCCAUACCUACUGCCCCGGCUACCACCUUUUGGGGCACCUGACACCUCAAGGCAGUCCACACAGGACCAUUAGAACACUAGAGCUUUAUUGUAUCCAAAUUACAUCUUCUUUUUUGUAGAAGGUCUUAAUUUCCCAUAGUGCUAUGGGGCUCUUUUGUAAAAUAUGUGUCCAUAUUAAAAAAGAACAAUGUAUUUAUUGUACUGAUAAAACUAUUUUUAUGUGA
This is a messenger RNA of Perognathus longimembris pacificus (Pacific pocket mouse), 2367 nucleotides long. RefSeq names its product TraB domain containing 2B (gene Trabd2b). The transcript is spliced from 7 exons. Gene Ontology annotation, molecular function: Wnt-protein binding; metalloendopeptidase activity. Gene Ontology annotation, cellular component: organelle membrane. The record is from RefSeq and is a predicted model, not a curated record. Lineage: Eukaryota; Metazoa; Chordata; Mammalia; Rodentia; Heteromyidae. Gene Ontology annotation, biological process: negative regulation of Wnt signaling pathway. Bases 544 to 2091 code for a protein of 515 amino acids.